AUGGUCGGGAAGAAUUCCCCGCUCCUGCACAAUCUCACACUUGGGUACAAUAUCCACGAUGACUAUUUCAGCACUCUUGGCACAUCAGAUGCCUUGCUGGACAUCCUCUCUGCAGGAGAAGCCAAUGUUCCCAACUACAGCUGUGGAAAGAAGGACAACCAUUUCGUUAUUUUUGAUCAAACCGACAGGGACAUCUCCAUCCAGAUGUCAACAUUAAUAGCCCCCUACAAAAUCCCACAGCGGGACCUCUCCUUCAUCCUUCUGGUCUCCCUCCUCCUUUGCUUUUUGUCCUCAUUUCUCUUCAUUGGUCAACCAAGGAAAGCUACCUGUCUUCUCCAACAGACGGUGUUCAGCAUUGUCUUCUCAGUAGCCGUGUCUUCUGUGUUGGCCAAAACAAUCACAGUGGUGCUGGCCUUCCUGGCCACAAAACCAGGGAACAAAGUGAGAAGAUGGUUGGGGAAGGGCUUGGCCAACUCCAUCAUCCUUCUUUGUUCUGCUGGCCAAGUUUUCAUCUGUGCCAUGUGGCUUGGAAUUUCUCCCCCAUUCCCUGACUCUGACUUACACACCCAGCCAGAAGAGAUCAUCCUUCAGUGCAACGAAGGCUCUGUCAUCAUGUUUUAUCUUGUCCUUGGCUACAUGUGUUUUCUAGCUAUCAUUUGCUUCACAGUGGCUUUCCUGGCCAGGAACCUGCCUGGGGCCUUCAAUGAGGCCAAGCUGAUCACCUUCAGCAUGCUGGUCUUCUGCAGCGUCUGGGUCUCUUUCCUGCCCACCUACCUGAGCACUAAAGGAAAGUUCUUGGUGGUCGUGCAGAUCUUCUCCAUCUUGGCUUCCAGUGCUGGUCUACUGGGCUGCAUCUUCUUCCCCAAGUGCUACAUUAUCAUCCUGAGGCCAGAUUUAAACACUAAGGAACAUCUAAUGAUAAAAGUGGGAAACUGUGAAUUGGUUUCGUAG
Ahaetulla prasina is the source of this 951-nucleotide messenger RNA. RefSeq names its product vomeronasal type-2 receptor 26-like. The coding region runs from base 1 to 951 and encodes 316 amino acids. Lineage: Eukaryota; Metazoa; Chordata; Lepidosauria; Squamata; Colubridae. Gene Ontology annotation, cellular component: membrane. Gene Ontology annotation, molecular function: G protein-coupled receptor activity. Gene Ontology annotation, biological process: G protein-coupled receptor signaling pathway. The transcript is spliced from 2 exons. The record is from RefSeq and is a predicted model, not a curated record.